CCCUGUAUUCCACACGAAAUUGUUGCAUGCCAAAAGAAGAAAAGGUAGGAACUCUGUUACACUAAGUAGCAAUUUAAAACGUCUUGUAACUAAUUGAAAAAGUCCUGCUAUAUUUUAUUUUUACUAAUGACGACAAUAUAAUGAGAAUGAAGGCAUACAAAAAUGGUAUACAGAUGUCAAAAGAGCAAGACGGGAUGUUUUCAAGCCAUACCAUCUCUCCUUUUCCAUCGCCAUUGCCUAGGAAGGGCGGCAAGAGAGCACCGUGACAUUUUGAUAGUUGAAUUUUCGUCUCAGAAAGAAUGUUCCAAAAUUAGGGAAAAAGCUUAGUUUUCUUCUUCGUUGGCCAUUGCAUAGAUCACGUAUAUUAUUCAGUUUUAAAAAGAUUAGGUAUAGCCCAUAUCAGUGAAAUAGUAUACAUGUUGUGUAUCGUGCAAGAAACGUUUUGCACGAAUUUGGGCUCUUUGAAACGUUUGAUAUUAUUCAAUUUAUCGGUCAAAUCGAAGCUUCAACAUCCCCCUCCUGGGCAUUUUGCAUCUUGGCCGUCCCGGGGGAAAGGAAUUUGAUAAUCAGAGUCUUCCAGGGGAUGGGGAAGUCGAUCCCCACGCAUAGGGGAAUAUUUUUUUCUUCGUGGCCAAUUGGCAGUUGUUAUUUAAUGAUGCUUUCUGGCUCAACUUUAACCUACUUUUUCGUGAUUAACCCCGUCAUUUUUCUGUCAUCCGUCAUCAAAAAUUUCCCUGUCCAAUCUCUGUCUUCAUUUUUGUCCUUUUUUUUCAAACUUAAAUAAAGGCAAAAAAUGAUACCCUACAAAAAUCUAUUCCCGUCAAUGAUACCCCCCCACCCUGAUUAUUUCCCUCAUAGUAGUACCCCCUGCCUCACUUUUGACGGUAAUUAAUCAGAGAAAAAAUAUGACAGAACUUAGACACUAAUUAACGAUGAUAUAAUGACAUAAAAAUGGCUCGCCUCGCUCGCAGGGGUUAAUCAGGAAAAAGUAGGUUUGAGUUUAGCCAGAAAGUAUCAUUAUAUAACUACUCACAUCCGAGUAAAGUUUUAGAGUAAACUUUACUGACAAAGUUUGUAAUUUAUUCACACAACUAUCCAAAAUACAUAAUCAUUUACAUAACAUUUCAAACACCUGCCAGUUUUUUUUAACUGAGAUGUGAAUAUUUAAUCAGUUACAGAAUAUUCUAGAAAGGGGUUUUUCACCCAAAAAACUAAUAUUAGAUUUUGAUAAUCCAGAAAAAAUACAGCAUGUGAUUGCGGUUUACCAUCAAUGGUUUAUCACAUGAAAGGCAAAAGAACACAUUCCAGAUUACCCUAACAACGAACAAAACCGAAAAAAAUUUCUUAAGUUUACUUUUCAAACAUUGAGUUGCUACGUGAAAACCUAUUGUUUUUCUUAUCAAAAUUUAUGAUUCUCGUGAAAGUUCGAUUAAAUACGUGAUACGGCUUUUAUUUACCAUAAUAAGCGAUUUUAGUUGAUGCAGAAAAAAACAAAAUUAAAGCUUAAUGAAUUAUCUACUCUUAUAAUAAAUGAGCGCUGCUGAUUUAAACAAUUUACAAAUAACUGAUUUAAAGAAGCUUGUUAAGGAAGAAUUUAAAUAAAUAAAAAUUAAAAUUAAAAGAGGAUAAACAAAAACAGAAACUUAUUGAAGCUUAUAUAAAACUGAAAAAACAAAACGAAAAAUUAAGAAAGGAAAAAACUAAUCCAAAACCAAAAAAAAAACAACAACAACAAAAAAAACAUUUGAAGAAUAUUUUCAGGAGUGUAUCAAAAAACAAUUCCUGCUGAUACUCCUUCCUUUGAACAAGGUACCAAGAAAGAGAAAUCAGCUCUUGAUGAUUUUUUGAAAUAAAAGACUUUUUUAGACAUCAUCGCAAUAUUAAAACCAGUCUUGUAUUAGUUUGCCUCAUGAAGCAAAAGCUGAUUCGUGAUAAAAAGAAAACAAUAUUUAAACAAGAUAAGUCCUAUUCUCAGUAAGCAAUUACAAACAUUCAAAACAAAGAUGAAAAAUGUUUUCUCUGGUGUGUUCUUAGAUAUAUUUAUCCAACAAAUCUUAAUUAUACAAGAUCAACAGAAUCAAAACAAAAACCAAAAGCGCCUAAACUUACUAAAGAAGAACAACAAGAAUUUUACAAAGCAGAGUUUUGCCAUAUUUGUGAAAAAGAGUUAUACGAUGACGAUUCAACAGGCAAAAUGCUUAAUGUCAGUGACCAUUGUCACUUUACUGGAAAGUAUCGUGGUGCAGCACAUAACUUUUGCAACCUUCAAUGUCGCAAGCCAAUGGUUCUAGUCCAGUCAUAUCUCACAGUCUUCAGGGUUAUGACUCACAUUUGUUUAUCAAACGACACGUAUUCCAACAACUGAGGAGAAAUAUAUUUCAUUUUCAAAAACAUAUUAAAGUCGACGAAUACAAAUCAAGAAAAAAAUUAAUGAUGAAACAGUUUCACUCGAUUUUGAAAUCCGAUUUAAGUUUCGGUAAAACAUGGAGAAAACUUAUUUACAUCACUCGUAUCCCCUGGAACAAGAUCAUGACUGCCUUACGCAACAAAAGCAAUUUCAAAAGCUGUUCCAGCACUGGCAACUGGAGCUGUUUCUGCUUUGGGAGAACUUGGAAUAAAUAGAAUAUAGUAAAUGGUAUAACUAUUUCAAAAAGAUUUAUUGAAAUGCUUCCACCUUUCAAAAAUGAGUUUACAAAAGCGCAAAUAAACCAAAUAAAAUAAGGCUUAUCAAAGCGGUGGAAGAUUGGUUUUCAAACCAACAAGGAAACAGAUUGAGGGAAUAAUCUUAAGUAGACUUGCUUCAAUUGGAAUUCCAAUGGCAAUUAGUUUGGUAUCAAAAAUAUUUGGAAGUGGACUUCAAGUUGAUAGACAGGCUUCAACAAAUACAAGAAAUGUUUAUGUUCCUCAAGCUCCAGUAAAAACAAGAGGUGAGGGUCACUAUCCGAUUUAUCAAUCACAGCCUCUUUUUUGGAAGUUGGGAAAAUCCAAUUGGAGCUGGGGUAAAAUGGGAAGAGGUUUAUUGCUAGGAAAAAACAGCGCGUUCAGUUCAAUUCCAAUUAUAGGAUCAUUUUGUAAACAACCACUAUCCAACUUUGAUUUGUUUGACUGGGCAAAAAAAAAAAAAACUUGGAAUAAAAUAUUUCAGAGAUAUUUUCAGCAGAGAUACAUCACCAAAAAAGAUUGGAAAAGAGUGUGGAAUAGUCAAUCUUGAUGAUAUUCAAGGUUCUGGAACACACACUGGAAAAUGAUUUAGUUGAAUACUUUGACCCAUUUGGUUUGAUUAUGCCACUUGACAUUUAUCACUAUUUAAUUUCACCUGGAAGAAAAGAUAAUUUACUCUCAGGAUGAAGUACAAAACAGAGACUCUGUUCUGUGUGGUUAUUGGUGUUUGUACUUCCUGAAUGAAAGAAAUAAAGGAAAAAGUAUAUGGAUGUUAUUCAUGAUCAAGAUUUUGACUAAGAUUAUAGAGAUUUUAUAAUCAAUUAUUUCAAGGAUUUAUAAAUAAUUGAGAUAUUUUAUAACAAUGUCUGUUAUGAAAUUUAAUUCAAACAAGAUAACUUCCUUUUACCAAUCCUCUCAGUAAAUUAAGCUUUUCACUUAUCUCAAAAAUAACUUUGAUUAUUUCAACAAAUAUUUUAUCAUUAUCUAAUUGCGAACAAGGGCGAUACUGAAUUAUAAAUGCUUCUAAAUUCUUCGUAAAAAUUAUCUAACACUCCUUUUACAAAGAUUUCUCUUAAACUCAUCGAAUAAAUAAAUUAUAUAAUCUUAAAUAUAAAAUGGAAGAAACUUAUUGCAUUGUAGAUAAAAGAAAAACUCUUUGUGUUGUACUAAGUGGUUAUCAAAGCCGAUAAAAGAAACAGAUUUCAAUUUUAUUGUACUUGUGCAAUCCGUGCAACAAAAAAUGUUAGAUAUGUACAAGAAAAGGGACAAAUUGGAACAGGAAGAAAGUCAAAAAACUAAUUAGCCAGUCUCACGGGGCGGGCGUUUUAGACACUGUUGUUGGUACAACGGCAGAUGCUUUUGUUCAUCAUGGUAUCCCUUGGAUGGCAAAAAAGUCUGUUGAGAUAGGGCGAUAUGGAGCAAGUGAAUUAAUGAGAAAUAAAAACUUACGAAAGAAAGCUGUGAAUUACGGCAUCAAUAAACUUACUCCACUCAUUCAAGAUUCUGUUGGAAAACAAGAACAGCCAGCAACAUAAGAACAUACAUUUUUAGUUUCACAGAAUUGCUUUAUAUAUCAUUAUCAUUAUUAUUGUUUUAAGUUGUGUUUCCAUGAAUUAGAGCAAAUACGGCUACCUCAACGGAAAAAUGGUUUGAGAGCUGGCAAAACAUUCAGAUUAACCAUACAAUAAUUGCAGCCCAAAGGCAGUGCUUUUGUCUAGAACACAUUUUGGCAACACAUUAUCAACGCCGGUCGGUGAAACCAACGUUCGGUGUUCAUCCCUUAUAAAGUUUGUUUUGUGCAUAUUCUUUUUUCGAGGUAGUAGAGCAAUAAUAAUUUGGAAAUCAGCUCUCAACAUAAUUUUACAUUCCUUGAGUUGCCCACGAGAAGUGUAAGAUACAAUCCCCCCCUUCCCAAAUCAAGAACGACGCCACGUGAACGGCAAAAUAAUUAUUUUGUCUGAGAUUGUAGCUAUGGUAAAAAACGAACCAGGUGCAAGCACCAUACAUUGAAGGGGUAAAUUUGCACCCUUUUCCUGUUAGGAGAGCGGUCAGGGAAGGAAGAUCAGGCUACAUACCACCCGUCUAAUUCCACAAAUCUACGUUCAAUGGAUGAACACGUGCCUGCAUAUGAAAGAUUGCUUAUAUUAUAAACUUUUUUCGGUAAAAUAAUAUUACGUAUGAACGCAUUAGGUUAACGCUCUCUAUGCCAACUCGUAUGUUUACAAGUAUUGUAUAGAAAACCAUCUAGCCACUCUUACCUACAAGAAUGAUCAAUAUUAUGCAAUUGCGUUUUGUGCUUAUUUAAGAAAAUAUUAUUCUACCAAGUAUGAGACAAUAACAAUCAAUAAAGUACCAUUUACAUAAGUAUCGUAGAAUAGAAUGUUCUCAAUUUUUUGAAACUAAAUUUGUUCACAUCAUGUGAUACAGGUGGCUAGAUGAAUACCUGUCCAUUUUUAUACAUCAGACCUUUACAAAGUCGAUGAAGACAAGAAUUCCCACACAUGUUGCCCAUGCCCUUUUUACCUCCGUAAAAUCAAACAAUAUUUGUGUUUAGAUAAAAUGGUUCUUGUGAAAGAUAUUUUCUCAAUGAAAAAAAGUUUAAGGAAAGUGUCAAGAUCAAGUGAAGUUUAUUUUCUGCAGUUGCCGUGGACAUAAAAAGCUACAUCUUUUAACCUUUUGCUUGACAUUUUAUAUCAUGCAUGUAAAAACAGGGGAGGUAUCAGCCACUGUAAGAAGAAUAAUUUGUGGCAUAAUAUGUCAGUAUAAAUAACAGGAAGGGAAACUCCUUUAUAUGCUUUUGUUCCAUGUGAAGUUCACUUGCGCUAUUUAUAGAACAAAUAGAUACUUAGAAAGGCGCCUUGGGAGUUUUUCGCUUUAGAAUAAAAUAACUUAUUCUGAAGCUCUAAAUUCCAAUUGUGCUUUUCUGAAUUUGUACUCAUUGUAUAAAAAGCGAAAUUGGGCUCCAAUAGGCCUUCACUUUCAAAAUGAGGCUAGGAGCACAACCUUUCUUGUGAAAAUGAGUGUUAUUUGCAUGAGAAUGAAAAAUGAUUUCCAUAUCAAAGGCUGAGCACUCUUGAAACAGAGGCCCGGGGAAUGUCGGAAAUAACCUUUUGGAACACAAACACAUAAAGGAGUUUUUCUCUCUGUCCUUUACACUAUGUUGCGGUACUUUAUUUCAUCGGUGUUUACAUAUUCUCCGCUUAAUAAUCUCCAGGUAUGAAUUCCUUAGCGAUUCUAAUCGGUCUGACGCUGUUCAGCUACUGUGCCACUGAGUGGCUAGACAUGUCGUACAGUUACGACAGCAAGACCAACUACUUUCCUGGGCACACCAGACUUAAACAAAUUCCCGUUCAGAACAAACUGGCGCCAGCUAGGUUUUCCUCCUACGACAUUCUGAUGUCAGAGCACGGCGGAACUCAUAUAGAUGCCCCUAAACAUUUCUACCAAAAAGGGAAACAUUUGAACGAAGUUCUGUUAGAUGAACUCAUAGGGCCAGCAGUUGUUGUGGACAUCUCUGCGCAGACUGCCAAGGACCAAGACUAUCAGUUGAGUGUAGGUGACCUGGAAGCCUGGGAAGAAAAACAUGGCAAGAUCCCGGAUGGUGCAAUCCUCUUCCUUUACUCAGGCCGGGGAAAGGACUGGGCAAAUCCAGAGAAGUUUUUGGGCUUUGAUCCCAAAUCAAACAAGACUGGUUACGGUUAUCUACAUAACCCAGGUAAAGCUAAAAUAGAAAAGCAUCUAACGUUUGUACUAUUCCUUAUUUUCAUGUUACAUUGGGAUCACAAGGGGUUCACAAGGCUCUCAAAGAGUUCCCAUGUAGUAUAAAAGGAAGAGGGAAGUGAAAAGGAGUCGGGGAGGGAUCAGCCGAGGAAGAUAAAAUGACUCCGAAGAUGGAGAUGAGGGAGAAGAUUGAGGAAGCUAAAACGUAUAAUAGGAAGGGGUAAGGGGGGAGGGGCGUUGGAGAAGGGGAACGGGAAGCUAAGUCGAGAGAGCAGAAACUGUAUACAUCGUCAAUUUGGAAUCAAUCAAUUCUUGAACUUUUUUCAAAGUAUAUUGUGGCGAUAAACUCUAACAGGUUCCACUUGGCCUCUUACGGUAAUUCUUAGCCAAUAUUUUAGAGCAAUCAUACUGUAGAAACAAAAACACAAGUUUCGUUUCUACAUUAAAACAUACGAAAAUUUAUUUCCAUUCUUAUCCUAGGUUUCAGUGCUGAGGCAGCUGAAUGGAUUGUGAAGAGUGGAAAAGUUACCGCAGUGGGUGUGGACGUGGUAUCGUGGGACAAUGGACCGUCGAAAAUCUUCAAGGCAAACACAAUCCUAACAAGUGCUAACAUACCCGGAUAUGAAAUGGUUGCCAAUUUGGAUAAGUUACCCCCAGCGGGAGCUAUGGUGUAUGGUGCGCCAAUUAAGAUCAAGAACGGAUCAGGAGGCGCUACUAGAGUCUUUGCUGAUACUGGGAAACAGAAAAAGUGCGAUAAACAGAGGACGAAGGUAUCAUGCUUAAUAUGAACUACAAUUUUAAAAUAUAGUUAUUAGUUACUCAGCGUAAGCAAGUUUUCUAUGCCAAUAGCGAAUGCACUACGUUUUUGGUAUAUUCCAACAUAAUUUUUGUAGCGAUAAAAGAAAACAAAUGAAUAUGGUAGCUCUAUUAUCGCGUUUGCUUGGUUGACAGUAAAUUUACUUAUUCGUCGAAACAACAGCUCUGCACGUGCAUCACGCUUUUUAGUCAUUUCUUUGAUGUCCACUGCACGACUACGACGUGGAACCGACUAAUUUGAUUCAGCCCCCAUUGUUUUGGUUUUCAAAGCCGGCGCUUUUUGCUACUGGUGGGCUAUAACGUAUAGCCUAGUAUUAACUCAACCAAUCAGAACGCCGCAUUGAGAAUAGACCACUAGUUGGAUUUUACUAAACGCUUACAGCCUGCGACCGCAGACGUAUUUCCGAUCGUCGCUAUCAUGCGUAUUAAAUCAAUUCAGAAACAAAUAAAAGGUAAAUAUCCUGAGAAAUACUUGACACCGAUAAAGUAGGAAGUACGUUGUUGGGCUAUUUGUUCAUUUGUAUUUAAACAUUAAAACAUCAGUCAAAUCCAACUGCACCCUCACCCCCGGGCACUGCGGGACAUUUGCCUACCUUGUCACUCCCGGCAGCCCGGGAGUGGGACCGGGCAUUUGCAAAUUUUAGAACCUCAUAGUAUAAACAGACGUGAUGAACUCAAUCAAGUGACAUUUAUCUUUUUAGUAGCCUAUCAGUUUCUGUUUGCCAUGUAUUCAAAUCUCGCAUAUGUAACGUUGAUCUUUUAUAUUCAUUUUUCUUUUAUAGCCCACGUGUUGAGGGUUUGUGCCCGGGGGGGGGGGGAGGGUACUGUGAAGGGUAUGGUUUUCAAGCAGUUUACUCUAGGAUAGGGUAUAUAAAUCAGAGCAUUUGGGUCUAGAAUAGGGUAUCAUUUUUCAGGAAACUGAUCAGUUGGUUGAAGAUUUUAUAUAGACUAGGGAAACAGCUACUAUAGGAUAGGGAGGAUUUGGAGAGUUUACCCACCCAGAAAUUCCUGAAGUACCUCCACCCACGGGGGUUGGUGUUGUAGAUCGAAAUAUCGGGCAAAUGUAAUUAACCCCUUAUUUUAUUUUUUUUUUCUUUAAUCAUUUUUUCUAUCACCCUUCGUGCAGCAAGGAUCAGUUUAUUGUUUUCACAAUAUUUUUUACCGAUCCAGGUCUACUAAAGAUUCGGCGGACCCUCUCUGGUUUGUCGUUGCGGUUUUGCCUUCAUAAGUGUAAUGAUUUUAAUACUUCUAUGAUCAUGUAUGAUCAAUCUAUUAUUUGAAGAACUUCCUCUCAUAUUAUUAAACUAUUCAGAACAGAUAGGUUCACUUAUACACAAUUAUUUAUUUUAAUGCUAUCAUAAUGACACUUUUUUGUGUCAACUGCGAAGCACCUAGACAAGGGUGAGAGUGUAGAAAAUUGGUUUAAGAACUUCAUAUGAUCUGAUCUUAUGACGUAACAACCAUUUCAAUCCUAUAAGCUAUAAAUUAUUUUACUACUUGCAUGAAGGGGGACCAAAUUGUUCGCACAAACAUGUUUGGAAUGUGUCACCAUUUAGGCAUGCUUGGAGUGUACAUCAAGCCAUUAUAAAGACUUUUCGGCUAAUCUUGAGCAGUUUUAAGAUAUUCGAUCAAAGAAAGAAAUAAUCGGAACCAACAUAAAGUAGAAGAUCAGGAUGAACAGAAUUUCUGUGAGUUGUAAUUUAACCUAUCUAGAGAUAAUUCUCAAGAGCAAUUUGUAAGAUAUGAUUAUCAAGAGCAAACAGAUGAUUGCCUUUGCGGAACCCUUUUGGAUUUGAUGGCUACCUUGUUUCAUCUUUUUUCUUUUAUAUAUAGAUGCAAAACAUAACUGAAUUCUCACUGGAAAAAGUCACUUGAUAAGGCACUCAGAGCACUAAGCGCUUUUAGCUAUAAAGUCAGUCUGUUGAAAAAGGUUUACAAACAGGAACCAAUUACACGCUCCUCGGUACAAACGACUUUCUGGAAUACCGGAAGAGAACAAAUAUCGCACGUUAUUCAACAAGCAAAUAAUCCUCACGCUAAUAAUGUUUAAUUUACAGAGCAAAUCUCUGAGAACAAUAUUUUAUUUCUAUCAGGGCUGUGCUCUAGCAGAGCCCGGUGGCCCCUGGCGCCUAACUUUUGCCCUCAGGGAACAAGAACAUCUCAGAUUUUUCAUACAAAUCAUACUAUGCAAGGCACCCUGGAUUUUACAGUUUCAAGACACUGGUCUCCCUUCAAUUCUUCUUAGAGCACAGCCUUGUCUACUUCAAGAUGUAAUUGAGUUGACAGGGGAAAAGUGUUAAAACAAUUCCACGUUAAUUCUCGGAUCUAGCUGGAUUAUUUCAGAAUACAUGUACACAUUUCUCAUGUUACCACCUAACAGUUAUGGGUACUAAGAAUGGCAUCAUCAAAGGCAAAGGCAAAGCUCCGGCCUCUCAGAGAAAAUUUUCAAAAUGACACCGUAGAUAGAGAGGCUAGUUACAGAAACAGAUAGGCUCAAUCAACUCUCUUUGUAAUCGUUUUGAAAUUAUGACCCCACGUUUCAAUGAUAUAAAUUCGCACUAGGCACAAUUACGCAAAGCGGACCUAUUUUUUUGCCUACGAACUAUUUAUCCCAAGAUAAAAAUAACAAUGAUAAAAUACGAAUCAUGAAUGGUUUUGUCGCGGCUUAAUAAGAAUAGCGCUAUUACAAAGGCAGACGUAAACUGAAACGAAAAAUUUCACAUUAAAAAUGUGUAAAGUGGCAUUAUUAUUCAUUCCAAAUUUUUUCCCGAUUCUGAUUGGCUAAAAGGAUACAUUUAAUUCACCAUAACCAGUUACUGAUGACCAAAUUUGGAAGAAUUCUGUGUUUAACGAGGAAAUGACGUCAAAAAUGCAGCGUUUUCGCAGGUUAAGGCACCGUUAAUCGAGAAGACCUGGGGACGAGGUUGAGUUAUUUUGGUUGUAAACUUGAAAAAUGGCGGACAUUUCACUCGUUUCAAGAGUAAGAAGUAGACGAAAAAAUAGGUAACAACAUGGCAAGAACAGCAAGAAGACAACUCGAAGUGUGACAUCUGCUAUUUGGAUAAUAUUUGCGGAGCUGGACAAACCUAAACGUGCACUAUCGAAGAUGAACUUAACAUCGAUGGAUCGAUGGAGGUAAGCAUGUUUUAGCCACGUUUUUAAACUGGGAAUUAUUUUUACUGAAUAAUAAAACAAUUAUUGAAUUCGGCUUUCGUAUCAUAUGAAGAAUUAUGGAGAUCUCGGAGGAUGUUAUCCGCCUCGGCCUACAGCCUCGACGAUAACACCCUCCUUGAUCUCCAUAAUUCUUCAUAAGAUACUCAGCCUCAUUCAUUAAUUGUUAACUAUUCGACUAUACGAUCAAUGAAAACUGCUACAGUGUGGAAUGAGAACGAGGAUUUGCAGCUCAAGUGUCCCACCCUACAGAAAGAAUUUACCAUCCAAGGCCAAAAGUCGGCCAAAAAAAUGUUAAUGCCGGGAGGGGAGGGGUGGAGGCGGGGGGGGGGGGGGUGAGCGCAGAUUUGCCUGAUGCAUUAUGUUAUCUCUUCUACGUCAACUGAAGCGUUGUGCGAAUAUUCUUUCUCCACAGCUUUCCUAUGUUUAACAAAUAAGGUAAUAAGGUACUAAGGUAAGGUAAUUUUUUCUUCCUUGUUCUUGCGUGAAGGUUAAGUGGCUGGACAUGACGUAUUCGUUUAGCAACGAGACUUUCUGCUGGCCAGGGUUGACGCCUUUCAACAUGACACAAGUGUAUUGGCCUAACAUGACAAGAGACGGGUUUUACCUUAUCAUGUAUGACUUCCACACCUCUGAAAACUGUGGGACACACAUCGAGGCACCAAGAAGCUUGUACAAGGAGAAAAGAAGCACAGGAGAAAUUCCCUUGGAUGACCUCAUUGGACCAGCUGUUGUAAUAGAUAUUCGUCAGAAGGCUUUCUCAAACGCGGACUAUCAGCUGAUGCCGAGUGACAUCGAGGACUGGGAAGAAAAACAUGGCAAGAUCCCGGAGGGCGUGAUUCUGUUGGUGUACACGGGGUGGGGAAAAUUCUUCUCCGACAAUAACAAAUAUCUAGGAAUGCAACCCACUGGAAACUUAUCGAAUAUGCGCUUUCCAGGUAAGUGCUAAAGCUUUUUGAGUCCUAUGAUAUUUAACGAUGCUAGAGAGAUAGGUUGUUGAUCAUCUAAUAACAUAUCGACCCACGGUUUUUUUUUUUAAUUAGUUCUCUUUGAACUGCAGACGUAAUUGUUAUAACUAGGGAAAUUCAAUUUACACGCUUCGACAAAGCGCGCUCUCCUAUUUUGCGAAGCGCUAAUCCCAAAGGGAGUGACAACAGUUUCCUAAGUAGCUGCGUUUUCGCCAUUUUACAUGAUUUCUGAAGUUCUUAUUACUUCGUCUGUCUUGCAUACAAAACAGUUAAAACGUAUAGAGCCUUCCAGAACAUAAUAAACUUGCCAAAGAAAAAACUUCAUUAGAACAAGCAGUAUUUUGACAUGAGGUAAACGUUGUGUGGCCUAGUCACUUAUUUUACACUAUGGAUAUUUUUACAUGUAGGUUCCGUUUUGGCUGUUAGGGAUCAACACCAGGACUAAUAAGAACCAAGCGCAAAGGAGAAAGUUCAACAUUAAUUGUGCACCUAACUAAGAACUUACCCACUCCAGUUUUUAGAGGAAGUGUAAGGAAACGUUGUGCACACUUAUUUACAUGAGUCUUCGAACUGUUUUAGAGAAGAAAGUGCUAAAAUUGUCACAAAUGCUUACCUAAAAAAACACAUUUUAAGCUUAAAGGGGAAGAAUAUCGAAAUGCACACUCCGUAAUUAUUGGUUGUGUUCAGUAGCCAAUAGGUAAACAACAUUUUUCGACCCUCGACGCUGGUAUCAAUAUAGGGGGUCAAAGCUCUUGUACCAUUCUCUCCACGACACAGAACAACUAGAGCUGUUCUUUGUAAAAGUAACUAAGCAUGAAUGCAACCGAUGAGGUUCGCGUGGAAAACCAAAAUUAUUACCAACGGAGGAACUACGCGCUCCAGUUCAAAACAACCGGCAAAAAUCACAUUUGCUCAGAUAAACGUAGAACUCUCCAGAACAUAAUCUACCCACCAAAAACUUAUUGGAACAGCAAAAACUUAUUGGAACAGCAUCUGGAGGUAAAAGUCGUGUGGCCUACCGACCCCUUUCUACACUACUAAUUCAGCUACUAAAGAAGUUUAAAAUGCAAACCCUUUUGCAAUAGGUAUCAUCAGAAGCAUAUAACCCCGAAGCGUAUAACUCUGUCGCAGAGCUCGGGUUUUUUAGAGAACCAAUCAAAAUUUACUUCCCAAUAUGGAAUUACUGAUAAGCGAGAUUGUCGCGCGAACUUGUAUCGCGAUGUAAAUGAUGCGGUGCAAACUAUAAAAGCAUUUACUGUUUUAAUACGAGGUAUUAUUUCACCAAAAAAGGAAUACAGCAUUAAUCCCCAAAUGACCUCAAAUGACCAGGACUGAGUUAGUUCCUCCUAACAAGACAAAGUCGACUACAAAUGACAUGCACCGCAAGAGAAGCGGUUUCUUAAAGUUGUUACUUCAAAAACGGUUUUUGCCUGACCAUCAGCGCAAACAACCUUUAAAAAAUCACUUACUAUCUAUCUAGAAUAACGAGUAACAAAAUUCAGUAGUUGCUGAACUCGAAAGUAAAAAUUGCAUAUCUUCUCAAAAGUGGUGCUUGUAAUAAGACUUAGAUGCUGGCGAUCAUGUUUUCAACUAAUGUUAUAUGGAUGAACAAACAGAAAACAAUAAACAGACAAAUUGUUUCUUGAAGAUUUUUAUUCGAAAACCCUUUAGUUUACCAUUAAAAGCAAUUCACGUAACACUGACUGGAUCGUGGAUCUGUUCCCACAGUAAAAUCGGCUGAGCAAAUGGCAAAAUUAAAUUUAAUAUCUGUCUCAGAUCAGGCGCAUUUCCCAAUUUAUCUUGAAAACUCUAUCAAAAAUCUAUAAAACGUCUAUGAAACAUUUAUAAAUACAUAAAUUUCCUCUAAAUAACGUACUUUCCUUGAGUGUGAUGUGUAAAAUGUAAGUUACCUGAAAAUUCUUUAAAAAGGUUGCUGACUUGGUCGCAGUCCAAAAAAGGACAAGCGCUCCGAUCCGCCGUGAAAGAAACAAGGUCGAAGUCCUCGAAGGUAAAUUUUGCAGCUUAAAACUUUUCCUUUCCUCAAAAAGAAAACAAACCUUAACAUCUCACACGUCACAUCAAAACUGCCAUACAUAUGUUCGCGUACUGUUCUGGGUGAAUUAAAAAAUGUCACUCACAAAAGAUUCUGUUCCGACCUCGUCGGCGCUUUGAACAACGCUUCUGCAAAGCUUGCCAUAUCAUUUUUUUGCAGUCGCCAUGCUGGUUUUGCUGAAUGAGAACAGAAGUUGCAGAUAACUGGUUUGCCGUGGUAGAUUAAAGAUUUGCAGCUAGUAGCCUCAGGAUGAUCUUUGCCCGUCAAACAGCUGCAGGCUGCUGAUGCAUUUUGCUAUUUUCGGCGAGAGGCUUUGCGAUGUCGUGAAGAAACGUAAACAUCCUAGUCUUACUUCGUCGCUGGUCGAUGUUUUCAAGCCAUAACGCUUAUAACUUUGUGGCUCUUUAUGUUUUGCCGGGGAUGCAUUUUAUAGCAGCAUAAUUACUUCAUCUUUUACGCCACGAAACGGUUUCUUUCGGUCGUAGAAAUUACAUGUAUAAGCGCUGCAGGCUCAAAGUUUUUAACCUUGAAUCUCUGAUUCCAUAUUUGGGCAAAAUAAUUUUCCGUGCUUCUGAUUGGACGGCUGCGCCAGCUAAAAAACCCGAGCAUGGUUCUUCACACAGAAGGGGAAGUUAGACGCUUCGGGGUUAUAUGCUUCUGGUAUUAUAGAUAUAUGUGUCUGCAGUCUUUCUGCUGAAUGACAAGUUUGUUGAUCUUUAGGUAUCCACCCAGACUCAGCCAAGUGGAUGGUGAGUCGAAAGAUAAAAGCAGUUGGUUUGGACACGGCGUCCCUUGACUAUGGCCAGUCAAAAGAUUUCCAGUCUCGCAAAACCUUAUUCAAGGAAAACAUCCCUGGAUAUCUGAACGUUGCUAACCUUGACAAGUUACCCUCCAAAGGAGCCACAGUGUUUGCUCUGCCAAUGAAAAUCACCCAUGGCGCUGGCGGACCGCUCAGAAUCUUCGCCAAACUUGGAGGGGAGUGUCCCACAUCAGGCGGCGGCCGGAGUCUCGCCAGUGGACAAUUGUUUCAGAUUAUAACUCUCCUGCUCGUGCUCAAGUUCCUUAUGUAAUUGCAAGUUACAUGCAAACAGCAUUAGAGAUAAUUGAAAGAACAUGAUCUGAAUUUCACCGCAAUGCAGUCCUUUUUCGCCAAGAUUCAUUGCAGGCAAUCAAGGGCUAACUAUGUUUAAAGGACAAUUGCCGCCUUCUUUUCCAGAUUACUUUUCGAGGAAUCAUACUAUCCAUCCGUAUGAAUAGAACUUACGAAUUAUUAUAAUUACAGACCUUUGUCAGUUAGAUAUGGCGAUGUUAUGAUAUGGAUCAGUUUACCACACAACUGAAAGGAAAUUAAUUCAUUUAAGGGACGGACCAUUACAAAACUUAUGGGGGCUGGGGGACGGGCGAAGUACCAAAAAAAAUAUUCGCACAAGGGAAAAUUAAAUGAAAAAAAUUUAUGCACGCCAAUUAAUCCUAAAGAAAAUUUCAUGCUAUGACCUAAAAAAAAUCAUACAAGGAAUUUGAUAACGAAAAAAAAUUCCUGCGGCUCGAAAACCCCCCCCCUAAUAACUUUUCUAAUGGUCCGUCCCUAGGUUGCAUUAAUUAAAAGUAAAGUGGAAUGUUUUGUUCAACAAAAUGAAUAUAUAUAUAUUGGUAGUGAAUCUUAAUAACAUAAUGGAACAUAAUAUGUACAGUAGAACCCCGGUAACUCGAACUCUAGCUGAAGGGAAGCGAAAAACAGUUCGAGUUGCGAGGAAUUAGAGUUAACCCGCCGGGUAACUUUCAGUGAAGUGAUUUUGAUCAAGGGAGACGAAAUUUAGUUCGAGUUAGCGGGGAAUUCGAGUUAUCUGAGGUUCUACUGUACGAUACUCUUGCUGCUUAACAAUAUGUUCAAGGGCCAAAUAUAUUCGAUACGAAUGUUUGUAAUGCAUUUUAGAAAUUUAAGGGGACCUCCUUUGAAAAGCUCAGUUGACGUUGCAGAGAUCUCCUGCUGGUAGCAUGAAAUAGGCGUAAUACGAAUGAAAGACUGAUUGAUUAAAAUCUUGAAACGUAAUAAGUAUUUUUAUCUUGUGUCGAACGAAACUGAUAGGGGCAAGGACAUGCAAAUGCCAAGGGUGAGGGCACUGAUUGGUCAGUAAUGUAACAAUUACUCAAGAGAAAAGCUGAUAACUCAGCUGAUGUGGCUUUUCAGGCUCUGUGUUUCUGACGCCAGCUCGGCAUUCGACACCGCACACUCUGUAUUCAACGCGAAAAUGUUGCACGUAGAAACAGUAAAAGGUAGGACCUCUAUUAAACUAAGUAGCCGUUAAAAAGGUUUGUAACUAAAUGAAGACGUCGUUCUAUAUUUUAUUUUUACCAAUGGAGGUGAUAACGUGGGGAGGACGGCGUGCGAAAAUGAUAACAUGUAAUGUUAUCAAGCCAGAAAAUCAUCUCUCUUUUCCCAUCGUAAUUGCUUGGGAAGGGCAAGAACUCACCGUGACAUGUUGAUAAUUGAAUUGUCGUCUCAGAAAAAAAAAAAAAAAAAAAAAGUAUAUAUAUAUAUAUAUAUAAUCACAGGAGUUCAGGCUUCAGGAGUAAUCAUUGAUCGUUUCUUGCGACAGUGCUGUUUCGUAUGGUCCGAAAUUGCAGGACCACACUCAUCAGGCAACUUCAACGAUUGACCGUUUAAAUUAAAAGCUGGCAGUAAAUAUAGGGAUGCGUUAAGAGAUAGUAUCUAGGUAACAGAUGGAUUGUGUCUUAGUUACGUUACUCUAGAGUUCUGAAGUACAUAUCUGUUUCUGUGGGGGCAUGAACUCGCUAUAUAUAUAUAUAGUUCUAAAGUGAGUUAAAAGUUUCUAACUGGUUUUCAGUUUUUAGUAUCAGCUGGACAUUGCAUAGAUCACGAACGUUACUUUUUAUGAAGAUUCGGAUGAAGCACGCCCCAGUGAUAUUGUGUACAUAUUAUGUACCAGAAACACUUGUGAAGGCAUAACCACAACGGUGCGACAAACCAGUUCUACUUUUUCUUAUGUCCAACAAUUUUAUCGUACAGAAAUUAUAAUUAGUUUAUCCUUUGUUUCCGCGUAAAGGUAUCGUGGCUGGAUAUGACGUAUUCGUUUAGCAACGAGACUUUCUGCUGGCCAGGAAUGACGCCUUUCAACUUGACACAAGUGUAUUUUCCUAACGUCACAAGAACAACUAGAGUUGCUCUUUUAAAAGUAAAAAAAUCCAACUGA
Porites lobata is the source of this 16601-nucleotide messenger RNA. NCBI's taxonomy places the organism in Eukaryota, Metazoa, Cnidaria, Anthozoa, Scleractinia, Poritidae. The record is from the annotation of a GenBank genome assembly.